UCUUGGGGGAAAUGAUAUCAGUGCUGUCUGGUGGAUUUGUCACUGUCUAAGGAUCGUUUUUUUCUUGGCUUGGGUCUUUCAGUUCAGCGACGAAACUAUGCGCAGUGCGCACUCUUGCGAUUGGCAACACCACCAAGGUUACUACUGAGCGAUUGAUUCUUCUUCUAGCUACAUACGAUACCCCGAUUUAUUUGAUCUGAUUUGCCGACUUCAAUUCUCUGAAUACCUGGUCCAAAAGCAACCACCGCCAUGGCGACCCCAUCGUCCAAGCCGAAUCCCGGCGCAACGCCAACCCAUCUCACCUCGUCCCCUCGCCCCUCAGGACCCAUGACCCGACCGAUCUCCCAUAAAUCGCCGUCAGCGCGCACUCCGUCCAUCUCGGGCCCUGCCCACGGUAACCACCCGCCGAACUCCCAUCAAUAUGCCACGCCUCUCGCGGCGAACGCCGGUGCCGACGACCCCGUCGCGUUCAGCUCCCCGUCGGCCCUUCUCGCCCUCGGCGGCUACAGCGGCAUCAGCCCGUCGCCCGCCGUGCACGACGGCCUGGUACCGCCCGGUAUGAACGAGAGCGACAUCCAGGCGCUGGGCAUGCAGGGGCUCAAGCUCGCCGCGCGAGACAGUGACGAAGAGCGACGGAGACAUCUCGACGAGGUGGUGCAGCUUCUGCGGGCGCGGGUAGCGGGUCGAGGAGUGUGCCGCGAGGGCAUUGAGCGGCUGGGCGAGCUGGAAGGCUUCGAGUCGAUCUGGCAGGACGACAACCUGAACAUUGCAGGCAACUUCGUGGACCUGGAGAUUGACUUCCACCGGAGCCAGAAUACCGUGAAGGACGUGAGCCUGAAGUAUGCGACGCCGGACGCGACGGACGGCGAACGCAGGGAAGAGGCCACGGCGGUUCUCAAGCGGGAUCUGAUCCAGCCGCCGGAGGAUGGAGAGACGGGGAAGUGGAAGUCUCUGGCGGCAUUCCACGAGAAUCUGCAGUGGCUGGCUAGACACGAUCGAUUGAGCCAGGAGGUGAAUUGUUUCGAGGCAAUCGAGGGUCUGCACCAGAGCUAUAAGCGGGUGUGGGAUGAAGAGGGGAACCGGGGCGAGUUCUCGGGGGUUUAUGACCAGCUCUGUAGGGGCUUGGUUGGUCGUCCGUGUCUGCAUAAGGAAGGGCGCGUUGGCCUGAACUUGAAUUACUGGGUGCCACAGGCACAGGUUCAGGAUGCGAAGCGCAAGACGUCCGCCGAUGAGAUGAUGGUCGAUCAGCCGUCUGCGCAACCGCUAGAUGAAGAACCAGCAGAUCAGAACGGACGAUGGAAUAUCAUCGUCGAGUGCGAAGAGGGUUAUCCCUCCCUACGAGUGUCGAAGGAGUGGACAGGCGCCCAAGCCUUGAUUGUGGUUGACAACGACGGGAACGAGCUGUCAAACGAGGCCUCCGAGUCAGGAACGGUGGUGGUGAACUGGAACGAUCCGCCGGUGACUCUGUCCCAGAAUCACUCUGAUGCGAUGGCUCUGGAUUCUGGCAUGCUGGGCUCCCAACCUCAUCGCCGCUUCGUUGCUCGAUUGGAGCCACCGCUUGAUUUGCCUAUCCUCCCGGCCUCGGAAAUCUACAGACAUCUCAAUAUUCAACUACCGCAGGAAUUCAAAAUGGUUACAUAUGACGGGCUAUUGGCCCCAGGAUGGUCACCGUUGUCGUCAACCGGCGCCAUGGGUCUAGGCGAGGAAGCAUCCCAGAUCAAUCGAAAGAAGCGCACGAUGCCGGUCCCGUCGGUUGACACGGAAGGCAAGCCGUGCACCAAGCAGCACAGCUACACCUUCCAACCGUUUGAGCCUACCGGGGGAAGGACAAUACGUGACCUUCCCUUCUCUCAUCCCCGUGAACUUGCGGCAAUUCUUCCGCCCCCCGGCAAGAAGGGACUGAUUGUCUUGAGCAACAAAGACCCAAAUGAGAGCAAGCUGGAUUGGCUGUUGAGGUCAUCCGACAAGACAGCCGGCCUCGUGAACACCAAGGGCAAGGACCCAUCGGCGUCAGCAGACUCUGUAGAGAACACCUUCACCCCUGAAGAUGAAGUUAAAGUGGACGUGACGCUGCGGACCCAGCUCGGACAGCCGCCGGUCAUCAUGCUUCUUUUCGCAGUCGACGAUACGAGACCGGGAGUACCUUCGUCGCCCAUGGGCAGACCCGUCCUGAGCAAGGUUUCUGUCAGCUUGGAGGUUGGCGUGAAUGGACGCAUCACAAUCGUGGACAUGACGGGGCUACUGGACGACGACACCCCUGCAGGCGCAGACGGCACCAAGAGCGAGGCAACCGAGCUGCAAAGCAAAAUCGCCCGAGUCUUCGAGGUGUCUCAAGACAUCGGCAUUUUGGUCGAAUGGAUUCUCCAAUGGGCCGAAUCGACCACCAUCUCCAACACGGAGAAUCUCAUGAAGUACAUGGCCCUCGAUCAGCGGGGUGCUGUCCAGGCCGAAUACAUCUGGAUUGACUCUGUCGGCGGCUGCCGCAGCAAGACCAAGACUCUCUCCAAGCCCGCCAAGUCGGUCGAUGAGCUCCCCGAAUGGAACUUCGACGGUUCCUCGACGGGUCAGGCCCCCGGUGAUAACUCCGACGUCUACCUGCGCCCCGUUGCCAUCUUCCCCGAUCCCUUCCGCCUGGGUGACAACAUCCUCGUCCUCUGCGAGACCUGGGACUCGGAUGGAACCCCCAACAAGUUCAACUACCGCCACGACGCCAACCGCCUGAUGGAGGCCAACUCCAAGGAAGAGUUCUGGUUCGGUCUGGAACAAGAAUACACCCUCCUCGGCAACGAUGGCUGGCCGUACGGCUGGCCCAAGGGUGGUUUCCCCGGUGCCCAGGGCCCUUACUACUGCGGUGUCGGAACCGGCAAGGUCUACUGCCGUGAUAUCGUCGAGGCUCACUACCGCGCUUGCAUGUACUCUGGAAUCAAGAUCUCCGGUAUCAACGCCGAGGUCAUGCCCUCGCAAUGGGAGUUCCAGGUCGGCCCUUGCAACGGAAUCGAGAUGGGUGACCACCUCUGGAUGUCCCGAUUCAUCCUCCACCGUGUCGCCGAGGAGUUCGGUGUCCGGAUUUCCUUCGAGCCCAAGCCCAUCAAGGGUGAAUGGAACGGAGCUGGUCUCCACACCAACGUCUCCACCGCCUCGACGCGUGCCGAUGGUGGUAUGAAGGUCAUCGAGGCCGCCAUGAAGAAGCUGGAGGCCCGCCACGUCGAGCACAUUGCCGUCUACGGUGAGGGCAACGAGGAGCGUCUGACCGGUCGUCACGAGACCGGCAACAUCGACAAGUUCAGCUACGGCGUUGCCGACCGUGGUGGCUCGAUCCGUAUUCCCCGCCAGGUCGCCAAGGAUGGCAAGGGUUACUUCGAAGAUCGUCGCCCUGCCAGCAAUGCCUGCCCUUACCAGAUCACUGGUAUCAUCGUUGAGACUCUCUGCGGUGGCCUUUAAAUCCUUUGUUACUUAGCAACUCGUAUACCCUCCGGCGUCAUAUGGGAGCAGAACCGAGGAGAAGCAGCCUUGGCAGGCGGGAGAAAACAUAGAAUUUUAUUUUUGUUUUCGUUU
This is a messenger RNA of Aspergillus steynii IBT 23096, 3555 nucleotides long. RefSeq names its product RNA polymerase II mediator complex middle subunit MED1. The transcript has 7 exons. NCBI's taxonomy places the organism in Eukaryota, Fungi, Ascomycota, Eurotiomycetes, Eurotiales, Aspergillaceae. The record is from RefSeq and is a predicted model, not a curated record. Bases 250 to 3441 code for a protein of 1063 amino acids. Gene Ontology annotation, biological process: regulation of transcription by RNA polymerase II. Gene Ontology annotation, cellular component: cytoplasm; mediator complex. Gene Ontology annotation, molecular function: glutamine synthetase activity; transcription coregulator activity.